Impatiens glandulifera is the source of this 3655-nucleotide messenger RNA. RefSeq names its product protein SEMI-ROLLED LEAF 2. The transcript is spliced from 20 exons. The record is from RefSeq and is a predicted model, not a curated record. NCBI's taxonomy places the organism in Eukaryota, Viridiplantae, Streptophyta, Magnoliopsida, Ericales, Balsaminaceae. Bases 350 to 3238 code for a protein of 962 amino acids.
CCAAAGGAAAAACGCUGCAUAACUGACAUUUGACCGCGGAGGCGGGGGCGGGGAGACUGGGACUCUGAAUUCAGAAUCAUUUGGGGAUGGAUAAUGUAAAUGAAUGAUCUUGCUUUAAACCCGAUUGUUUACACAUGAUCUGCACUUCUGACGUACAGAAGAAACUAGUCUGAAUUCAAUCCAACAUAUACAUACAUUGCCUCAAAUCAGGAAAGGAAUUUAGAGAGAGAUAGAGACGGCCCAUCCCCGCCCCCAAUUGGGUUUAAUCUCUCGUAUCGGUCUCAGGGAUGGAAUCGCCGACUGAAUUUUGAUUUGAUUAACAGGGGAGGGGUUUGAUUUCAACGAAAAUAUGGGGGUUGUGUCGAGACGGGUGUUACCCAUUUGUGGUAACCUCUGUUUCUUUUGCCCAGGAUUGCGAGCAAGGUCUAGACAGCCCGUUAGACGUUACAAAAAACUUUUAUCUGAACUCUUUCCAAAGAAUCAGGAUGUUGAACCAAAUGAUAGAAAGAUUGGGAAGCUUUGUGAAUAUGCCUCAAAAAAUCCGCUACGAAUACCAAAGAUCACCGGCUACCUUGAGCAAAGAUUUUACAAGGAAUUGAGGAAUGCACGUUUUGGAUCUGUAAAGACUGCCCUUUAUGUCUAUAAGAAAUUGUUAUCUUCAUGUAAGGAGCAGAUGUUGCUCUUUGCUAAAAGUUUACUUGAAAUCAUUGGGACUCUACUAGAUCAAACCCAGCGAGUUGAAAUGCAAAUUUUAGGCUGCAGCACUCUUGUGGAUUUUAUAAAUAAUCAGAUUGACAGUACAUGCAUCUUCAACUUGGAGAGUCUCAUCCCUAAACUUUGUCAACUGGCUCAAGAACAUGGAAACGAUGAAAGAGCUUUGCAUCUCAGAUCAGCAAGUUUACAAGUGUUGGCUUCAAUGGUAUGGCUUAUGGGGGAGCAUUCUCAUCUUCCAAAUGAUUUUGAUAAGAUAAUAUCAGUGACUUUGGAGAAUUACAUGGACCCUUUAGUAGAUCAAGAAAAUGAGGACAAAGAUCUUAUGGAUCAGAAGGUUGAUUCGCUACCAAAUCCUAUCAACUCCAAAAUAGAACCUACAGUGGGUGCAUAUAAAUGUCCAUCUUACUGGUCAAAGGUUUGCUUACGAAAUAUGGCUCAAUUAGUGAAGGAGGUUACAACUGUGAGGCGGGUACUUGAACCUCUUUUUCAUGACUUUGAUGUUGAGAAAAGUUGGUUCUCAGAGAAAGGACUUGCACAUUCUGUUCUGACUUACAUGCAGAUGCAAUUGGAAGAAGCUGGUUUAAGCUCUCAUCUAUUGCUGUCACUCCUUGUCAAGCAUUUGGACCAUAAGGAUGUUGUCAAAGAGCCAGCUAUACAAAUAAACAUCUGUAAGAUCAUAAUACAUCUUGCGCAGAAGGCAAAACCAGAGGCUUCUAUUGCUAUUCUUGGUGCAAUCACAGACCUUAUAAAGAACUUACGAAAAUGCAUUCAAUCUAUUGCUGAAACAAAAAUGACAAGGGAUGGAUUAGAUGAAUGCAACAAUGAGCUUCAGUUAGCUUUGGAGAAUUGCAUUUUGGAGCUCUCAAAGAAGGUUGGAGACAUAGGUCCCAUUCUUGAAAUGAUGGCUGUGGUGCUUGAGAACAUCACAAGUAAUGCCAUUGUUGCUAGAACAACAGUUGCUGCAAUUUAUCGGACUGCACAAGUUAUUUCUUGCAUACCGAACAUAUCAUAUCACAAAAAGGCCUUUCCAGAUGCUUUAUUUCAUCAGUUGCUUGGGGCUAUGGCACAUCCUGAUCAUGAGACACGCAUAUGGGCACAUCAUGUUUUCUCAAUUGUACUAAUGCCAUCUCUUGCUCAAUGUUCAUCAAUCAAUGAUGAAGGGUCUCUCUCGCAGACGAUAAAAAAUAGAAGUCUCUCAAUUGGUGAAAACAAGGACAUAUCAACAUCAGCGGAGGGUGCCAUAAGAAUAGAAAGGAAUGAUCAAGUUCUUGAUGGGUAUAAUUGUUCCAUGAAGCAACACAGGCGCACUAUAUCACAAAGUUUCAAGCACUGCAUGAUCAAUGGAAAAACAAGAUUGGCAUCUCUCAGAUUGAGUAGUCACCAAGUUGGUGUCCUGCUUUCGUCAAUUUGGAUGCAGGCGACAUCGCCAGAAAAUAGCUCAGAAAACUUUGAGGCCCUGGCACACACUUUUGAUGUUGUCUUGCUGUUUACUCGAAAUAAGAACUCUAGUAAUCUAGCUCUAGUUCGGUGCUUCCAGUUAGCAAUGUCUUUAAGAGAUAUCUCUCUUGAUAAGGCAGGUGGUUUGCAACCAUGUCGGAGAAGGUCUCUUUUCACCAUGGCAUCAUUCAUGCUUAUGUCUGCAGCCAGAGCGGGAAAUCUUUCAGAACUAAUUCCUGUUAUUAAAUCAUCUUUGAAAGAUGAAAUGGUAGAUCCUUAUCUUAAGUUCGUUGACGAUGUGAGGCUACAGGCUGUGUCUAGCAGCAGAAUAGAAGGAUAUGGAUCACAGGCUGACGAAGUUGCAGCACUGAAGACUCUCUCAGUUAUAGAAUCAAGUGAUGAACAGCUGAAGGAAAUUAUUAAGUUUCACCUUGUCAACAAAUUUGCGAUAUCAUCAGAGGAUAAAAUAUCUGACAUGGGGAAGCAAGUUUUAGAAGCAUUCUCACCCGAUGAUGCAUAUCCAUUGGGGGCUCCAUUAUUCUUGGAGACGCCUGGACGAUGCUCUCCAUUAAAUUCACAACAAUUUGAUGAGGUCGAGUUGCCAGAAGCUUUAACAGAUGAAGAAGCAUUUUCUGAAGCCAUUGGAAGUGAAUCGGGAUGCAAAAUAUCGCUAUCCGAUAAUUCUAUGGACAUACUAAGUGUUAACCAGCUUUUAGAAUCGGUUCGAGAAACAGCAAAUCAAGUUGCAAGUUCGCCGUUACCAUCUCAUCCAAUUCCUUAUGACCAAAUGAAAAAUCAGUGUGAAGCACUGGUAACAAGCAAACAAUUAAAAAUAUCAGCUAUUCAAAGUUUUGGUGCACUAGAAAUUUCCAAGGCACUAGUUCCAUUCAGCAGCGAUCAAACGGAAAACCUGAGUCAAUCAAACAUGUGGCUGCAAAAAAUGGGGGUUGUAGAAAACGGUCCAGAAUUGAACAAUAUUGGGCAAGUUCAAGAACAGGGUAUGAUUGUUGCCAAUCCGGUUGAGCAUACUUUUAUGUUACCACCUUCAAGCCCCUACGACAAGUUCUUGAGAGCGGCUGGGUGUUGAUUUCUAGUGUUGGGAGUUUAUCAUUCAUACACACACAAUUACACGUUUGUGUUCUCCUUUUCCACCUCUUGUUGGUUAUUUCAUUGUUGGAGAAGAAUCUUGGCGAUUAACCAUAAAACACAUCUUCUUCGGUUUGGUUUAAUAAGUGAAAUGGAUCGGAAGCAAGAUAAAAAUAGGCGAAAGUGAGUGGGGAUUGAUUGCCAUUUCUCUUACUUGUAAAGCCACAGGACUACAGAUUUAUUUGAUGAUCGCAAAGUAUGUUCGUGUAUAUCCGUGUAUCUCGUUUUUUCUUCUUGGUUUGGAACGAUUGGCGUGACGUGGCGGGGUGUUCUUUCUCCAUUGUAAACAAUUCAUUCUUAUUAAUCACACAUGAAAUAAACCCCUGGUUACUGCAAUAAAUGUUGUGUUUAUGAGGGA